AUGGCGCAAUGGGAGAUGCUACAGAAUCUUGACAGCCCAUUUCAGGAGCUGCUGCACCAGCUCUACUCUAAGAGCCUCCUACCAGUAGACAUUCGACAGUACUUGGCCUUCUGGAUUGAAGAUCAGAACUGGGAGGAGGCUGCAUUGGGCAACGAUGAUUCCAAGGCUAACAUGCUCUUCUUCCAAUUCUUGAACCAACUGAACUAUGAGUGUGGUCCCUUUGGUCAAGACCCAGAGUACUUGUUGCUAAAACAUAACUUGCGAAAAUUUGCUCGGGACAUUCAGGCCUGUCCCAACGGUCCUGCCCAGUUGGCUGAGAUGAUCUUUAAUCUCCUUCUGGAGGAAAAAAGAAUUCUGAUUCAGGCUCAGAGGACUCAAUCGGACCAAAGAGAGCCAACCCUCGAUGUACCUGUGGACAGCCAGCAGCAUGAGAUUGAAUCCCGGAUCCUGGAAUUAAGGGCUAAGAUGGAGAAACUGGUAAAGUCUAUCAGCCAGCUGAAAGACCAGCAGGAUGUCUUCUGCUUUCGAUAUAAGACCAUGAACCUAGUGAGGACACCCUCUUUGAACUCCCAUCAGGCCAAACAACAGCAAGUUCUGCAGGAAACUAUCAAUGAACUGGACAAAAGGAGGAAGGAGGUGCUGGAUGCCUCCAAAACACUGCUGGGCCGAUUGACUACCCUAAUUGAGCUACUGCUGCCAAAGUUGGAGAAGUGGAAAGUCCAACAGCAAAAGGCCUGCAUUGGAGCCCCCACAAACCAUGGGUUGGAACAGCUGGAGAAGUGGUUCACAGAUGGAGCAAAGCUGUUGUUUCAUUUGCGGCAGCAAUUGAAGGAGUUGAAGGAAUUGAGUCACAUGGUUAGCUAUGCCGAGGACCCUCUGCCAAAAGGAGUGGACUUGCAGGAAGCCCAAGUCAUGGAAUUGCUGCAGCGUCUACUCCAAAGUGCCUUUGUGGUCGAAAUUCAGCCCUGCAUGGCCCAAACUCCCCAUCGGCCCCUCAUCCUUAAGACUGGGAACAAGUUCAGUGUCCGAACAAGGCUGCUGGUGAGACUCCAGGAAGGGAAUGAAUCGCUGACUGUGGAAGUCUCCAUUGACAGGAAUUCUCCUCAAAUACAAGGCUUCCGAAAGUUCAACAUUCUGACUUCAAACCAGAAAACUCUCACUCCCGAGAAGGGGCAGAGGCAGGGCUUAAUUUGGGACUUUGGAUUCUUGAGUCUGGUGGAGCAACGUUCAGGUGGUUCUGGAAAGGGCAGCAAUAAGGGUCUUCUGAGUGUAACAGAGGAACUGCAUAUCAUCAGCUUCGUAGUCCAAUACACCUACCAGGGUCUGAAGCAGGAGCUGAGAGCGGACACCCUCCCUGUGGUAAUUAUUUCUAACAUGAACCAACUCUCCAUUGCCUGGGCCUCGGUUCUUUGGUUCAAUUUGCUCAGCAAAAACCCCCAGAACCAACAGUUCUUCUCCAGUCCCCCCAUGGCCCCCUGGAGCCUGCUGGGCCCUGCUCUUAGUUGGCAGUUUUCCUCCUACACUGGCCAAGGCCUCAACCCAGAACAUCUGAACAUGCUAAAGACCAAGUUGUUUGGGCAGAACUCUGAGACAGAAAGUGUAUUGUCCUGGGCCAACUUCUCUAAGCGAGAAAGUCCCCCUGGCAAGCUACCAUUUUGGACGUGGCUUGACAAAAUUUUGGACCUAGUGCAUGACCAUUUGAAGGAUCUCUGGAAAGAUGGCUGCAUCAUGGGCUUUGUGAGCCGGAAGCAGGAGCGCAGAUUGCUGAAGAAGAAAAUGUCUGGCACCUUCCUAUUGCGCUUCAGUGAAACGUCAGAAGGGGGCAUCACCUGCUCCUGGGUGGAGCACCAGGACGAUGAUAAGGUGCUGAUCUACUCUGUGCAGCCCUACACCAAGGAGAUGCUGCAGUCACUCCCACUGACUGAAAUUAUCCGCCACUACCAGCUACUCACUGAGGAGAACAUACCUGAGAACCCACUGCGUUUCCUGUACCCCCAAAUCCCUCGGGAUGAGGCUUUUGGGCGCUACUACCAAGAGAAAGUUAAUCUCCAGGAACGGAGGAAAUACCUGAAACAUAGGCUCAUUGUGGUCUCCAACAGACAGGUGGAUGAGCUACAACAACCACUGGAGCUUAAGGUGGAGCAAGAACAGGAUUCAUUAGACCUGGGGCUGUUACCACAGCAGGAAUCACCAGUAAGCCUAGAGUUAGGAUCCCUGCUGGAUGCAGGACUGGAUCUGGGGCCAGUGCUGGAGUCUGUGCUGCAGCCUACGGUGGAGCCCACACUACCCAUGGUACCACAACAAAUGCCAGAGCCAAAGCUGGAAGCAGAAUUGGAGUUCCUUCUAGAGCCUGUAUCACAGCCAGAGCCAGAGGCAGAUUUGCCCCAAGAUCUGAGACACUUGGACACAGAAGGAAUGGAAAUCUUCAGAAACAAUCCUAUGAAGAUUGAAGAAAUCAUGCUAAAUGGUGACCCACCAUUGUCUGCCCCAAACACCACGGAUACCAUGGAUGACUUUUACGCCACCUGCCACAGCCAUUUCCACACCGAUGGACGGUGGAGUCCUUCUGACUACUAG
This is a messenger RNA of Chrysochloris asiatica (Cape golden mole), 2577 nucleotides long. It is a transcript of the gene STAT2, whose product is annotated as signal transducer and activator of transcription 2, 113kDa. The coding region runs from base 1 to 2577 and encodes 858 amino acids. Gene Ontology annotation, biological process: response to peptide hormone; defense response; type I interferon-mediated signaling pathway. Gene Ontology annotation, molecular function: RNA polymerase II cis-regulatory region sequence-specific DNA binding; DNA-binding transcription factor activity, RNA polymerase II-specific. The record is from RefSeq and is a predicted model, not a curated record. Lineage: Eukaryota; Metazoa; Chordata; Mammalia; Afrosoricida; Chrysochloridae. The transcript is spliced from 23 exons.